This is a messenger RNA of Mytilus trossulus (common blue mussel), 1020 nucleotides long. RefSeq names its product cholinesterase-like. The record is from RefSeq and is a predicted model, not a curated record. The coding region runs from base 1 to 1020 and encodes 339 amino acids. NCBI's taxonomy places the organism in Eukaryota, Metazoa, Mollusca, Bivalvia, Mytilida, Mytilidae. The transcript has 2 exons.
AUGUAUCUGGACAUUGACGCUCAAAUAACAUUAAAAAGUUCAAUGAAGCCAGAUACAAUCAAACUUUGGUCUGGAAUUUAUUCCUUAAUAGAAGUUGCAGAAGGUACCCCUAAUCAUAUAACUAUUACAACACCAUCAGUAUCUAUAAGAGGUUUGAAAAGAACCGAUCCAAAACAUAGAGAAAUUGUAUUCGAAUUCCUUGGCAUAAAAUAUGCUAAACCCCCACUAGGACAACGGAGAUUCCAGAAACCACAACCUAUAGAUAACUGGAUACACACGCUCAAUGCUACGUCAUUCGGUGCCGCGUGCUCUCAAAACGUACCAGAAUUCCAGAAGACAUCGUUUACAUCUGGUAUUUCAGAGGACUGUCUAUUCCUUAACAUCCACAUACCAAAAUUGAUCAGUAAAACGAAACUGUACUCCGUUAUGAUGUGGAUUCAUGGCGGUGGAUUUGAAGUUGGCUAUGGAAUUGAGGACGAUGUUACAGGUUUUGCCAUGACAGGAAAUGUUAUCGUCGUUACUCUUAAUUAUAGAUUGGGUGUGUUUGGAUUUUUCGCAAUGGACUAUCCGGCCGCUAGAGGAAAUUUUGGUUUAUGGGAUCAAAAACUAGCAAUACAAUGGGUGCACGAUAAUAUUGAAGCUUUCGGUGGCAAUCCAAAUUCCGUUACCAUUUUCGGAGAAUCGGCAGGUGCAAUGAGUACAUCGCUGCAGUCCUUGAUUUCUUCGAACAAAGGCUUGUUUCAGAGAGUAAUAUGUCAGAGUGGUGUUCAUAGCAAAAUUCUAAUGCGUAAACCGGAGGCUGUCAGGGAAUAUGCGACAGGUCUAGCAAAUAGAACUGGCUGUUCAAUUGAUGAUGAAUAUUCGUUCGUUGAUUGUUUGAGAAAUUUAUCAGUCCAAGAUCUAUUAAGGUCACCAAACGAAUACAAGGAUUCUGUAGCAUGGAUUCCAUUCGAUGUGAAAGAGAGAGAAUAUAUUGAUGAAAGCUUUCAUGAAGCCAGACACAGUCAAACUAUGGUCUAA